UCUUGCUUGGUGUUAACAGGUUUUAAAGAGAGUUUUUACCACAAGGUCUAUCUCUGCAAUGACAAUGAUAAAAUCCAGCUGUACUCCAUGGCUCUGCUAAAGUACCAAGUUGCAUUUGUCAAGGCAUCAACUGAGAGGGUAAAGAACCUCAUGCGCUUAGUCAAGCAUUGGUUCAGAACUUCAUUUGCACAACCAACAAAGGAAAAUAAGUUCCGCAGGCUUCCCUCUUCCUAUGCUAUGGAGCUUCUCACUAUCUAUGUGUGGGAGUUAGCUGGGAAACCAGUUGUUUUCAGCUUUGUUCAAGGGCUGAGAGCUGUUCUGAAACUUUUAAUUCGAUACCAAGAAAUCUGCAUCGUAUGGCACAAAUACUAUAAGCCUGCAUUUAGAGUUUUCCAGAAGGUGAUUUCAAAGCAAACCAGGCCAAUCGUUCUGGAUCCUGUUAACCCAACAUUUAAUGUGUGUGCAAAUAGCAAUGCCUGGGAUGAAGUAGCUCAUGUGGCAAGGCAAAGUCUCCUUAAUCCACUCUUCAGUGGUAUCCAAGCAAAGGAGCCUUGGCUUUUUACAAAUAAUUGGUGAAUCUGCACACUUCCUAUAAGAGACUGUAUCCUAACAUCUGGAGUACUGCAGUGGGAAAACUAUGUUAAAGUGAAUGAGAUGCAAAAUAUAUGUUACACUCCAUCCACAUGUAAUGCCAUGCGGCUGUGAUGGCUCCUUACCCAUUGCAAAUCACCU
This is a messenger RNA of Heteronotia binoei (common prickly gecko), 732 nucleotides long. RefSeq names its product 2'-5'-oligoadenylate synthase 1-like. Gene Ontology annotation, molecular function: 2'-5'-oligoadenylate synthetase activity; double-stranded RNA binding. The transcript is spliced from 3 exons. NCBI's taxonomy places the organism in Eukaryota, Metazoa, Chordata, Lepidosauria, Squamata, Gekkonidae. Gene Ontology annotation, cellular component: cytosol; nucleoplasm; membrane. Gene Ontology annotation, biological process: regulation of ribonuclease activity. The coding region runs from base 88 to 576 and encodes 162 amino acids. The record is from RefSeq and is a predicted model, not a curated record.